AUGAAGAGAGUCUCAUUUUUGGGCAAGUAUCAUUAUAACAAGAAUGUUUACCUAGACUCCAAAAUGGCAUUGAUUGGCUCAGUAAUUAGAGUAUUUACCAGGUUAAUGAGCAUGGCAAUUGAUCAUUUGAUUAAGGCCGAGAAUAUUGGAAAUAAUCUCAAUUUCAUCAGGAAGAUGACUGACAUCCUAUGUGUACUGGAUCCGAGAACACCUUUACCUUAUAAGGCUCAACCCUUCAUAGGAGUUACUCUGACGAGGAGACCAGAAGCCGCAUGGACUCAGGAUCGUAUGUAG
Spodoptera littoralis (African cotton leafworm) is the source of this 294-nucleotide messenger RNA. The record is from the annotation of a GenBank genome assembly. Lineage: Eukaryota; Metazoa; Arthropoda; Insecta; Lepidoptera; Noctuidae.